AUACUUUACUUGUAAAACAACAGCAAAAUUUCCUCAACAAAGUGCAAGAUCGAAGUCAAACGGUGAUAUGCAAGGUGAUAGGUAUAUAAUUGGAGCUUUCGAUAUCAAUGCCACGAUUCGAGCUUAUCAAGUAUCCGUCAAUCAGGCUCUUAGCUUACAUUAAUAAAUCCAUUCGAAUAGACCAUUAUAAUUGGUCUAUUUCUAUUCUAUAUUGGUUUCAGGCACGUGGUCAUUUGAUUGCCGAUACUGAUCCGUUAGGCAUACAAAAUCCAGAAUCGCGUAAGCUUCAAGGCACUCCUAAUUUACCACCUGCGAUCGUGGUGCGACAACAUUUGAAGGGAAUGACUGAAGCUGAUAUGAAUAGAGAAUUUCCUCUUGCACCAUUUACCGUAAUUGGUGGUCCUAAACGAAGUCUUCCUUUGCGUGAUAUUCUAAUUAGAUUGAACCAAGUUUAUUGCGGGCAUUUGGGUCUUGAAUAUACCUACAUUCAUGAUCUUGUUAUGUUAGAUUGGUUAAGAGAUAAGUUUGAAAUACCUGGCGCUUGGGAUCUUCCAGAGGAUCAUAGAAAAUUUAUUUGGAUGAAUAUUAUGAAGGCAGUAACAUUCGAAGGAUUUUUAGCAAGAAAAUUUCCCACUGAAAAAAGAUUUGGUUUGGAAGGUUGCGAAUCUUUUAUACCGUCAAUGAAUCAGUGCUUGGAAACAUCAGCGGAACAUGGAGUUGAAAGUGUUGUGAUAGGAAUGGCUCAUCGAGGUCGAUUAAACACAUUGAUCAACGUUUGUAUGAAACCAUUACAUCAACUUCUUACACAAUUUCAUUCGAUUGCUUUAGAAGGUUUUGGUUCUGGUGAUGUGAAGUACCAUUUAGGAACACAUGCGGAAAGAAUGUUAGAAAGAAGUAAGAAAAAGAUUCGUGUUGCUAUGAUGGCUAAUCCGUCUCACUUGGAGGCGAUAGAUCCUGUCGUAGUUGGUCGCGUUCGAGCCGAACAAGUAGAAAAGAAUGAUGCCGAAUUUGGCAAAAAAUCAAUGGCUUUUUUGGUUCAUGGUGACGCUGCUUUCUCGGGUCAAGGUAUUGUUUACGAAACGAUGCAUUUGACUAAUUUGCCGAAUUACACGACAGGUGGCGUUAUUCACAUUGUAAUCAACAAUCAAAUUGGUUUCACUACGGAUCCUAGAUAUUCUCGAUCAAGUGCGCAUUGUACAGAUGUAGCGCGUGUUGUAAACGCCCCGAUAUUUCAUAUACAUGCUGAUGAUCCUGAUUUAGUGACCUAUUGUAGUAAAGUUGCCAGCGAAUACAGAGCCGAAUUUCACAAUGAUGUUGUUCUGGACAUCGUGGGAUAUCGAAGAUUCGGACACAAUGAAUUAGAUGAGCCUAUGCUUACGCAACCUUUGAUGUAUAAACGUAUUAAGCAACAUCCGAAUGUGCUUAAUAUUUACAGCGAUAAAUUGUUCAAAGAAGGAGUGAUUACUGAAGCAUUUGCCAAAGAAGAAAUUGAAAAAUAUUGGAACUAUUGCGAAACAGAAUUCGAAAAGGCAAAAACAAUAGAUUCGAUGCAAUUGGGUGAUUGGCAUGAUAUACCUUGGAACGAUUUCUUUGCUACUCAAAGUCCCAAAAAUAAAAUUCCAUCGACUGGUAUCGACAUAGAAACUAUAAAGACAAUUUGUAAAGCGAUAUCAACUCCUCCUAAUGACAUUGAAUCCCAUACUCAGGUAUUAAGAGUAAUGGAAAAAAGAGCGCAAUUGAGUAAAUCUCGUCAGGUAGAUUGGGCUAUGGGUGAAUGCUUAGCAUUUAGUAGUUUAUUAAAAGAAGGUUGCCCCGUGAGAUUAUCCGGUGAAGAUGUUGAGCGAGGCACCUUUUCUCAUCGCACACAUGUUAUUCACGAUCAGAGUAGAGAUAAAACGUAUAAAAAUAUUUUGCAUGAUAUAUUUCCGGGACAAGCAAUGUAUACUGUCACUAAUUCUUCAUUAUCGGAAUAUGGCGUUUGCGGAUUCGAGUUGGGUUAUUCGACAUAUAACCAUAACACAUUAACAAUUUGGGAAGCCCAGUUUGGUGAUUUUGCGAAUACUUGUCAGGUCACUUUAGAUACUAUUUUGUGUUCCGGACAAACGAAAUGGGGUAGACAGGUAGGAUUAGUUCUUCUUUUGCCCCACGGAUUAGAAGGACAGGGACCUGAACAUUCUUCCGCAAAAAUUGAACGAUAUCUCGAGCUUUGUGACGAUGAUUUCUCUUAUCUUCCGAUGGCCGAACCAGGAGAAACUAUAGAUCAAAUUAUGACACGGCAAUUGUUCGAAAUAAAUUGGAUUAUUUGCAAUUUAACGACGCCUGCAAAUUUCUUUCAUGUCCUUCGUCGUCAAAUUCAUAUGCCUUUUCGGAAACCAUUAGUUAGUGAACAUUUUAUUAUAUCUACUUUCUUUUUAUUGUUAAAGGUAAAACCAGGUAUAACUAUUUAUCUAUCCAACCAGUGUGUAAUGACACCCAAAUCUUUGCUUCGUCAUCCUAUGGCUCUUUCGCCUUUCGCUGAUAUGGAGUCUGGCACUUCAUUUAAACCUAUUCUCUCUGAUCCAUUUGUCAAACCAGGAAAUAUACAAAAAGUAUUGAUGUGUAGUGGAAAAGUAUUUUAUGAUUUAGUGACCGAACGUCAGGGGAAACAAUUGGUAGAUAAAAUAGCGAUUAUUCGCAUCGAACAACUUUGUCCAUUUCCGUAUCAUUUAUUAGCUGAAGAAAUGAAAAAAUAUCCGAAUGCUAAACUUAUGUGGUUACAAGAAGAACAUAAAAAUCAAGGCCCGUAUUUGUACGUGAGAGACAGAAUAGCAUUAGCUUUAGGAAUACGUUUAGAAGAUUUGGCUUAUGGAGGUAGACCACCAUCAUCUUCUCCAGCAACUGGCAGCAAAGUUAUUCACAGAAACGAAUACAACGAUAUGAUAACGAUGGCUUUGAAACUUGAUUGAAUCAGAAUUAAUCGAAUGUCAAAUAAAAGAUACGACAUUCGUAGAGAUAUAUAAAAAAUAAAACAGGAAGUGUAAGAUAUUCAGAUAAAAAUCCGAAUGAGUGAGUAAACUAUGAACAAAUGAAAUAAAAAUGAAUACACGAUAUUUAAUUAUACAAUGAAUUUUUCUUUGAAUUUUAUUUUUGAUCGUAUAACUCGAAUACUCCAAAUAUCAAGUAUCACCGAACGAAUAUUAAUUCACACUUACCAAAAAACAUAAAUAUCUGUAGGAUUUUUUUUUGUAAUAUGAAGAAAUCCGUUCGUCAAAGUAAUUCCACAUUAUAAUUCUC
This is a messenger RNA of Apis laboriosa (Himalayan honeybee), 3273 nucleotides long. Its product is annotated as 2-oxoglutarate dehydrogenase, mitochondrial-like. The record is from RefSeq and is a predicted model, not a curated record. The coding region runs from base 108 to 2945 and encodes 945 amino acids. The transcript is spliced from 12 exons. Gene Ontology annotation, molecular function: thiamine pyrophosphate binding; oxoglutarate dehydrogenase (succinyl-transferring) activity. Gene Ontology annotation, cellular component: mitochondrion; oxoglutarate dehydrogenase complex. NCBI's taxonomy places the organism in Eukaryota, Metazoa, Arthropoda, Insecta, Hymenoptera, Apidae. Gene Ontology annotation, biological process: tricarboxylic acid cycle.